AUGGCAGCAGCAACAGCAGUUGUGGGAGUAAGGUGCCCGCCUCCCAAAUUCACUUCCCACAGAACAAUCAAUGCUUCCUUCUUUUGGGAACCAACCCCCAAACGCAACACCUAUUCCUCAUCACACCACCAACAAUUCACCUUCCCUCUCACCAACAACAACAUCACUAUUUCUUUUGUAUCUUCAAUCUCACAAAUCCCAUCCACUCAAUGGGACGCCUGUGCUCUCGACGCCACCGGCCACCACAAAUACAAUCCAUUCCUCUCCCACGCUUUCCUAUCCACCUUAGAACACUCCCAUUCCGCCGUCCAAGAUAAAGGAUGGACCCCACACCACUUGCUUGCCAAAGAUCAAUCCGAUCAAAUCCUCGCCGUUGUUCCUCUCUAUCUCAAAACUCAUUCCUACGGUGAAUUCGUUUUCGAUCAUUCUUGGGCUAAUGCUUAUUACAACUAUGGUUCCUCUUAUUACCCUAAGUUACAAUCCUGUGUUCCCUUCACUCCAGUCACUGGUCCAAGGAUUUUAAUUCGUGAUACUUCUAUCAAAAAUCAUGUUUUCGAUUUUAUACUCUCUGCAAUCAAGGAUCUCACUGCCAUGUCUCACCUUUCGUCGUUUCAUGUCACUUUCCCCUCUCAAAAUGAGUGGCACAAGUUCACUCAAAAAGGUUUUCUCCCCAGGAUUGGAAUGCAGUAUCACUGGACCAACCUCAACUACAAAAAUUUUGAUGAAUUCUUGAUGGACUUGAAGCAUAAUAAAAGAAAAAAGAUACGUCAAGAGCGCAAGAAGGUUGCAGCUCAGAACUUGGUUAUGAAACGGCUCCGGGGUUAUGAAAUUAAGGCAAAGCAUUGGGAUUCCUUCUACACCUUUUACAGGAACACAACUGAUAACAAAUGGGGUACCCCUUUUCUGACAAGGGAAUUCUUUCACGAGAUGGGGUCGAAAAUGGGAGAUCAGGUACUGCUUAUUGUUGCUGAAGAUGGGGGUGAACUAGUUGGGGGUGCCCUAAACCUUAUCGGAGGAGAUACUUUGUUUGGGCGUCUAUGGGGGUGUCAGCCGGAAACUUACUAUCCAUUUUUGCAUUUUGAAGCAUGCUAUUAUCAGGCAAUUGAUGCAGCGAUUGAACUCAAUCUUAAAACAGUAGAAGCAGGAGCUCAGGGUGAACAUAAGAUUGACCGUGGGUAUCUUCCUGUGACAACAUAUAGCUGCCAUUACCUUAUUGAUCAAGAAUUUAGCAAAGCCAUUGAAGAUUUUUUAGUUCGUGAAACUUCUCAGGUGAAGAUGGUUAUGAAACUCUUGCAUGAUUCUGGUCCUUUCAAGGAAGGUAUCUUUUAG
Lathyrus sativus (Indian pea) is the source of this 1329-nucleotide messenger RNA. Lineage: Eukaryota; Viridiplantae; Streptophyta; Magnoliopsida; Fabales; Fabaceae. The record is from the annotation of a GenBank genome assembly.